AGGUGCAGGCUGAGGGCUGAGCUCCUUCCUUAUGACAUAAGACUUUAGGGAAUAAGGAAUGAGGGUUUUGCGCGCACUGAGCCUGGAUGUGGGCUGCAGAGUGGAUCAAUACCCCGCCAGCUCCAGGAUGAUCUGAUGGGGGUGGUAGUUACAUGAUGGCCACCUCCAGGCUGCUGCCCCAGGAGCCUCCUCAUCAGUGAUUCCUGCUGGAUGUGGAAGAGUUGAGGAUUUGGGAAGUGGACAGGAGACUUUCUUCCAGGUGGUGGGGUGGGGGACAUUUUGGAAACUGUGAAGCUUUUUUUUCUCUUUGGCUUGCGUUUUUUUGCUUUGUGCUGAGCUGAUAGAGAGGAGCAGGGACAGGAUGCCGGGGCUGAAGUCAGUGCGCUCCUGCCGGGAGCUGUCCGCGGUGCUGGCCGCCCUGACCUGCGCUCUACUGCUCCGAGCCUCCCCUGCCCGGGCACAGAACGACACCGAGCCCAUCGUGCUGGAGGGCAAGUGCCUGGUGGUGUGCGACUCCAACCCGGCCACCGACUCCAAGGGAUCGUCCUCAUCACCGCUGGGGAUCUCCGUCAGGGCAGCCAACUCCAAGGUGGCAUUCUCCGCGGUCAGGAGUACCAACCAUGAGCCGUCCGAGAUGAGCAACAAAACCAGGAUUAUCUACUUCGAUCAGAUCUUAGUAAACGUGGGAAACUUUUUCACCCUGGAAUCAGUGUUUGUGGCACCAAGAAAAGGAAUCUACAGCUUCAACUUUCAUGUAAUAAAGGUUUACCAAAGUCAAACAAUACAGGUUAAUCUGAUGCUCAAUGGGAAGCCUGUCAUCUCAGCUUUUGCUGGGGACAAAGAUGUCACUCGUGAGGCAGCUACCAACGGAGUUCUUCUGUAUUUGGAUAAAGAGGACAAAGUUUACUUAAAACUAGAGAAAGGCAAUCUGGUUGGAGGUUGGCAGUACUCCACCUUCUCUGGCUUUUUGGUGUUCCCUCUGUGAAGUCUGUGACAAUCACCCUGGUGCAGGUAACUGGACAAACCCUUCACCUUUGUUAUGGAAGAUCAUUUUUGUCAUUGAUGGAUUGGUGUCUCUCUUGACCGACUUCUCAUGGUGGAAUUUGGAGUCAACUUCUAAGAACAUUUCAAAGAAAAUCUUUUGUGUGUUUGCAGUAUGCCUGGAGUCCAUCAGACAAUGAUUAUAUAUGCCUAAUGUUACAAGUCUGAAGCUGCCUGCAACUUUUACUCAUUGAAAGGAAUUUCUUUGCCUAAAAGGGAGGAAAAAAAUAGCCAAUGCAAGGAGGAAGAAGGAGGCCAAUUUAGCUAAUUUCAUAGCGGAUUGUCCUAUUAUCAAUAACAAAUGAAAGCCUAAUAUUAUUUAUAUGAUAAGAAUACGUCACAAUGUUGGUUGUAAUUAUCUUGGCAUUGUUUCACCAAUGUUAACUAAAUGGACGAUCAAAAAGUGAUAUUUUCAUGUAAUCUUGUGAACGUGUAAUGCUAACCAGAUGGUUGGGAGUUAAAGGGGAAGUAUCAUUGCUUGUUGACAACCUACAGAUUUGACCCUCACAUAGUAUUAUUAUAUGCUUCUUAUUUACCUAUUGUGUGCCCUGUAUUAAGUGUUACAGUAUGGUUUCUACAUUGUAGCAGCUUGAGACUCUCUCGUUGAUGACAAGCCCAGUCCUCAUUGGUGUCCCGUUUAGGGCAUGUCCAGAGUACCAUUAUGUAAUCUGUCAAGUCACUUUGACCAAAUGAGCUGCAGAUACCAUGCUAUGUUCCCACUCAGUUUUUUUUUAGCAGUUUUUGAGCCUAAUGUUGGUCAGUAUUUUUACUAAAACCAGAAGUGGAACCAACACAGAGAAAAACUAUGGUAACAAAUUGUAUAUUUGUCUGUGACCCACUCCUGGUUUUUAAGGCACAAAAAGCUUCUCAAAAGUUGAACAAAACCAUACACAGACGUACAUAAAAUACAUGCCAGGGCUGCAGUUGAUGGUGAAAUAGUAACUUUUAAAAUCUCCCUUUUCCAAGUGGCACAAGUGUCCUGAAGGUGUAGCCAAGCUGCCUUAGUGCCACAGCAUCUCUCUCCUCCUGGAUAUCCCCACCAUGUGCUGCAUUAUUGACAUGCAGGGCUCUGUUCUCUAAGCUAAGCCCUGCACAACAAUCAUUCCAGACAGGGAGGGGUAGAGAGGAGGCAAGAGAUGCCGUGGCAAUAAAGCAGUUUGGCUCCACCUGUUGGACACUUGGAAAAUGAAGAUUUGUUUUAAUUGAAUAAUUCACUCCCAACUGAGGCACUGUUAUGUUAUUUACGUAAAUGGCUUUGGUUGUAAGAUGUAUUUGCAUAAGGAGAUAGGUGCCACUAUACUGACAGGGUAUGCCUACCUUUGCCUACCUUUCUUUACUCCAAUGUACCAAAAUAAAACAUAAACCAGCAUUGCAAACACGCUUGAUUGUAUAUGCCUGCCAUUUUAUGUAUACCAUUCCUAUGCAGAGUCACAAAUCCUGUAUACAGUCUGAUCCUCAUGCAUUAUACUCCACCUUCUUAUUAACCUCCUCCUGAGCACUGUAGAGGCUUCUGUGAUCAGUACUUGUCCCACACAUAGGACCUCAUGUAUCAAUAGUUAAUUAAUUUUUUCCAUUUUCAUAGUGAAUUUCUAUUGAGUUUUUCUUCCUAUUCAUGAAUGUGCUUUAAAAGGGUACUCUGCUGGAAAACAUUAUUAUUAUAUAUUUUUUUUUAAACAACUGGUGCCAGAAAGUUAAACAGAUUUGUAAAUGACUUCUAUUAAAAAAUAUUAAU
Messenger RNA from Hyla sarda, 2773 nucleotides. RefSeq names its product cerebellin 4 precursor (gene CBLN4). The transcript is spliced from 3 exons. Gene Ontology annotation, molecular function: protein binding. The coding region runs from base 362 to 985 and encodes 207 amino acids. NCBI's taxonomy places the organism in Eukaryota, Metazoa, Chordata, Amphibia, Anura, Hylidae. The record is from RefSeq and is a predicted model, not a curated record.